UAAAUUUAACCUCAAUUUUCAUUGUUAAAAUAAAUUAAAAUGAAUAAUAAUAUUUCAAGUUCGAAAAAUAUAGUAAGUUCAGAUUCAAUAUUAAAAUAUGAUGAUAUAGAAUACCCUGGGGAGUGUCCUAGUAGCUCAGAUAUUUUUUCUGAUGAAAGUUUAAUUGAUGAAACAUCAAAUCCAGGUUGUUCAAUAAACAAUUCUAUUUUGUCACCACGUUUAACAACUAAAGCUCCAAGCAAUGAUUCAAUUGGCCAAAAUAUUUCUUCAAUUUCUAUCAAAUUUAAUGAAUCCAGUACAUCCAUGUUAAAAAAAGAAACUGUAAAUAAUGAUGAAGCUAUUGAUGUUUCAAAUUUAAGCAUCGAGAAUAAAACUGACAAUGAUGAAAAUAAUAAAAUCCAUGAAAGUGAUAAAGAAAAAUUAGAAGAAUCAAUAGCAAUCAAUGACAAGACACCACAACGUAAUUUAGCUAAUGAUUAUCAAGCCAAUGACAUUGACGAAUAUGCUGAUAUAUUGGAAAAAGUAUAUGGCUCUAAUGUAAAAGAUAAAUUGAUAAAAAAUUUAGAAACACCACAACGUAAUUUAGCUACUGUUGAUCCAGUUAAUGACAUUGAUGAGUAUUCUGAUUUAUUAGAAAAAUUAUACGGCUCUAAUGUGAAGGAUAAAUUAAUAAAAAAUAUAAAAACAGAUGAAAAAAGAAAAAAACUGGUUGUUAAUACAAAACGAUUAACACAAACAGAGCCAACAAAAAAAAAUACUAGACGAGGUAAAAUAGAAUAUUUGACUAGCUCGAGUAGUUCGCAAGAUGACGAUGACGAUGACGAUGAUGAUGAUGAUGAUGAUGAUGAUGAUGAUGAUUUGAUAAAUAAAAAGACAAGGCAAUAUUUAAAUAUAACUCCAACUGAAAGUAAGACAAAAAAAAUUACAUUUGAUGGAUUUGAGGAUAGUUUUAUCAACGAUUCAUCUGAAUCUGAAGGAGAAGACAUAGACUACUUACCAAUUACACCAAUUUCAAUUAAAUCAGGUAAAAGACUUCCAAAAGAAACACCAAUGUCAGAGUUAACUAGAAAAGCAAGGGCAAUAUGUGAUUCAGACACUGAAGAUGAAGAUGCUAGUGAUUCUGUUCACAAUAAAUGUUUGUCAUUUAGUGAUUUAUCAAGUGAAGAAAUUGAAAAAAAAACACCAAAAAUUAUUAAAAAUAUAUCAAAAAAAACACCAAAAAAAAAAAAUCAUUUAAAAGCAUCUGAUAAACCUGUUAAGAUCAAAAGUUUUUUAGCAUCAUUAUCUGAUUCAGUUCCAAUUGAACGAUGUCAUCCUGAUGCUAAAAAAUACAAAGGAAAUUUUAAAAAUACAAAAGAAGAAUUAACAAAAAAAUUGUAUGAUUAUUUUAAUGAAAAUGUUUUUGAUAAUUGUCUACCAGAAGACACAGAGCUUGUAUGGAAUCCAAGAUUGCUAACAACUGCUGGUAGAUGUGAAUAUAAUUCUAAGAAUAUUGAUGGAAAAAUAAUAAAAUAUUGUAUAAUUGAAUCAUCACCUAAAGUAUUGGAUAAUGCAGAAAGACUUGCUAACACAUUGAUCCAUGAAAUGUGUCAUGCUGCGACGUAUUUAAUUGAUAAUAAAAGUAAUGAAAAACAUGGUGUAUUUUGGAAAAGAUGGGGACGAAAAGUAAAUAGAAUAUUUCCAGAACUUGAACCAGUUAAAAGAUGUCAUCAAUAUAAAAUUAUGAAAAAAUAUUUGUAUCGUUGUGUUGGAUGUGGAGCGAGUUUUGGAAGACACUCAAAGUCUGUUGAUGUCAAUAGAAAAUGUUGCGGUCGUUGUAGAGGAAAAUUUGAAGUAUUAUUAAUAAAAGUUAAUAAAAAUGGACUUGAGCUAAAAAAAUCACAAGAAAGAGCUCCAUCAGCAUUUGCACUUUAUGUCAAGAAUAAUUAUGCAAAAAUUAAAAAACAACAUACUGGUGUACCACAUAAAGAUGUUAUGAAAAUUUUAGGACAAAUGUAUACAAAUUUAAAAACUGAUAAUGCUGAUUUGGAAAAAAUUAGUCAACAAAUUACAGCUAUUAAUAUUAAUGGUACAUCAAAUCAAGCUGUUGAUGCAGAUACUUUAACUUCUUCAAAUAAAAAUUAAUUGUAUUGACAUGAAU
This is a messenger RNA of Aphidius gifuensis, 2140 nucleotides long. Its product is annotated as acidic repeat-containing protein-like. The coding region runs from base 40 to 2124 and encodes 694 amino acids. The transcript is spliced from 2 exons. The record is from RefSeq and is a predicted model, not a curated record. Lineage: Eukaryota; Metazoa; Arthropoda; Insecta; Hymenoptera; Braconidae. Gene Ontology annotation, cellular component: nucleus.